GCACCAUGAAGCAGACGGAGGGCGGGGGUCCCACAUUGUACAACGUCUUUGCUGUAGUGAGGAUCGGGCUGCGGGUCGGUUAUGAGGACUCUGCUGAUCUUGGGGGGUCUCGUUGUCGUUGUGCUGCUGGUGACCCCAUCUAACGGUGAGCGGAGGGUGUCCCAGGAUGGAGGAGAGAAGAAGUCGAUGGACUCCAGAGAUCUGAUGGCCCCAGCAGGACCCAGUGAGAGCCGCAUAAGGAAACCCGGGAAACUCUCCCGUGCUGCCGAUGGCCACAUAAGGCAGACCUUGCAGGAGAUGUGUGGGUGUAAGAUCAUUUGGCUUGCCACCCCUGGCCGACCGUAUCGCCAAUGAUGGACAGGUA
This is a messenger RNA of Staurois parvus, 364 nucleotides long. The record is from the annotation of a GenBank genome assembly. Lineage: Eukaryota; Metazoa; Chordata; Amphibia; Anura; Ranidae.